This is a messenger RNA of Cooperia oncophora, 264 nucleotides long. NCBI's taxonomy places the organism in Eukaryota, Metazoa, Nematoda, Chromadorea, Rhabditida, Trichostrongylidae. The record is from the annotation of a GenBank genome assembly.
AUGGAAUCGUUCAAAACGACUGGCUUUGCCUUCAUGACGAGUCAUCAACGUCACCUUGUCUAUGGCAAAGCGUCGCCCUACCAUGAUGAAGGGUUCUUACGCAGAACCAGAGGGUUACGCAAGGAUCAAAUGGAAAGGAAGCUCAUCAACAUAAUCCGUCUCCAAGCUAUUGGGAAAUCAGAUUACAAUCGACGAAUGAAGAUCGACCUCAUAAAUGCACCCACAGUAGGAGCGGUGUUUGUCAGUGAGUCUCAUUUCAAGUAA